GCUCACCCAGGUCAACAAACAUUUCCUAAACCCCAGGGAACAGUUUCUGCCCUUCAGGAGUUUGCGCUGUGCUGUACAAAGAACUAGAUUCCGGAUCACAGAGUGAUGGGACCGAAGGAGGGGAUAGGGCAGAGAAAGGGAACCCUAACCAGGGGUCGAGGAGAUCAGGGAAUGCAUCCCUGGCAGAGGGGGCACCUGGAGGAAGCUGGCCAAGAAAAGAAUUCUAAGACGCAGAGACAAGCUAGUGGCAGAGCAAGGACUAGAUCUCCGGCAGCUUGGCCUCCUCCCAACCCAGGACUCUUCUUCCCUGCCCCGAGGGCACAGCUGCCUCCGGCUUUCGAGUGAAUCACCACCUCCCCCUCCUAAAGGGUCCCCCCCCCCCCACACACACACUUAGCUUCCACCUGUCUGGAGCAUCCUCCCGGCCCUUCCCGUUCGAUGUGGGCGUCUUGGUCCGCUCCUUUCUCCCUCCAGUCUCGCUUAGAGAUAGACUCAGUUGGCGGCAUGAGUACCCUGGGGCCCUGUGUGAGGCCCAUGAGCAGGAUGGGCCGACUGAGGCUGGGCGCCUCAGGAGGGAAGGAGUUAACUCCCCCACCCCUCCCCGCCCGGGCGAGCCAGCGCUAUUUAAGAGGCGGCAUAGGCAGCAGAGGCGCUAGUCGGUCAGUCCCUCCAUCCUUCAUCCCUUCCGGCAGGCAGGCAGGCUCUUGGUGCUAUGAUUCCCAGAAUCCCCAAUGUGGCCCUUCACACUGGAAGGAAAUAGCCCACACCUGUGGGGGCUCAGCUCAAUCACCCAUUGACAUUGACCGGCGCCAAGUGAAGAUGGACCCGAGCCUGGGCCCUUUUGUGUUUGAAGGAUAUGACUCAGCACCCCCAGGUCCCUGGCAGCUCCUGAACGAUGGGCACACUGUGCUGCUGAAGCUGCAGGGGGCCCAGAGCCAGGGCCAGGGCCAGCUGUGCAUCCGGGCUGGGGGGCUGCCCCACACCUACUGUGCCCUGCAACUCCACUUCCACUGGGGCAGCCCCACAGGCAAUGGCUCUGAACACACUCUGGACGGGCAGCGUCAGCCUAUGGAGAUGCAUGUGGUGCACAUGAACACCCUCUACCAGAAUCUGCAGGAGGCCCGAGGCCACCCUGGUGGCUUGGCUGUGUUAGCCUUCUUGUUCAAGGUGCAGAAUGAAGCCAAUGCCAACUACAACACCAUUGUGUCUGGGCUGAGGAACAUUUCUUACCAAGGGGAGUUUGUCGAAUUGGCCUCCACCUUCCGCCUGGACAAGCUGCUGCCUGAGCCAGCCCUUCUCUCCCGCUACUACCGAUACCCCGGGUCUCUGACCACACCAGCUUGUGAUGAGGUUGUCUCCUGGACUGUCUUUGAGGAGCCCAUCCCCAUUGGCAGGGCUCAGCUGGCCCAGUUUGUGUCCACCCUUCAGGCCAGUCCCCCGGAUGCUCACACUGUGAGCGUGAUGGUCAACAACUUCCGCCCAGCCCAGCCACUUGGGGCCCGAAGGGUCUUGGCUUCCAGGGACGCCACAGUCAGCGGUGCCGCAGCCUUCUCCCUCCCAACAGAGACGUGGGUCCUGCUCUGCCUGCUCCUCAGCCUGGGGUGUGGUCCUGGCUUUGGCGGAGCACUCUGACCCUCUUCACACUUGAAUUCUGGCCCAGCCCUUCCCCCACUCUCACUGUUCUUGGUGGCUCCCCAAGUGCUCCCUAGCGGGAGUGUCAGUGUGGGGCAGGGGAGGUGCUGGCGACCACCACUGGAGCUUGCUCUGCGACUUUAGGGAAAUCGCUGGAUUCUCUGGACCCCAAUGUCUUCAUCAAUCAAAUCUGGGGAAAACACCUGCUCUAGGGUGACUUGACAGGCUCACUGAGCAGCAGGUUCAGUGAUGGGUCUAAAAGUUCGACACCUGCUAGAGAAGCAGUGAGACAUAAUGGGAGGGCGUUGGUUGGGAGUCUGGAGCUGAGCCCGAAGCCAGGCGGCCUGUGGAAGCCUCAGCAUUCCACGAUGACCGCAAGGUUUCUAACGUCUUUUCAUGUGCCCAUAUUCCUAGGGUUACGGGAGGGACAUAAGGGAUUAUCUAGUUCAACCCUCACAUGUUCUAAGGCUCCUCCCAGCUCCGACAUUCCCUGUUCUAAGGUUCCCCCUGAUCUGACAUUCCCUGUUCUAAGGGCCUUCUGGCCCUAAUAUUCUGUUCUACAUAUAAUCCCACCUCCUCCCUUUUGUAUUUAUCCUGUGGCUUCAGCCAUGCCAACCACAUCCUGGGCUCAGCCACACCUGCCUCCUUUCUUCCCCAGUACCUUAUAGUGUCUUCACCUCAUCACCCCCCCCAUCCCUUCCUCAUCCUCCAUCCUUAUUGGUCCCCCACAACAUUCCCUCAACAACAGAGACUACCAUAAGUUAUACUAGCCCUUCCUGGGCCGGGACCCUCAGGGUUGCUCAUUCCAAUUCUGUGCCCAAUGAGCUGACAGGAUGGCAGCCUGGGCUUGUGUCUUCCCACCCUUCCCUCUGUCCCCCCAGUGCUGGGCUGACAAGGAGGGGAAGCCAGGUUUUGUUAAUAAAAUCCAUUUAUCAACUGAUGACUUCUUACAGACUUCAUUUCCAUGGAUGGGGUGAGGGCAUGUAAAAUCCUCUGGGGUCAGAUUGUGAGUCUGGGUGAAGAU
Messenger RNA from Dromiciops gliroides (monito del monte), 2656 nucleotides. Its product is annotated as carbonic anhydrase 15-like. Gene Ontology annotation, molecular function: carbonate dehydratase activity; zinc ion binding. Gene Ontology annotation, cellular component: plasma membrane. Bases 439 to 1632 code for a protein of 397 amino acids. The record is from RefSeq and is a predicted model, not a curated record. NCBI's taxonomy places the organism in Eukaryota, Metazoa, Chordata, Mammalia, Microbiotheria, Microbiotheriidae. The transcript has 8 exons.